Pezoporus occidentalis (night parrot) is the source of this 1965-nucleotide messenger RNA. It is a transcript of the gene TTC6, whose product is annotated as tetratricopeptide repeat domain 6. Gene Ontology annotation, molecular function: protein binding. NCBI's taxonomy places the organism in Eukaryota, Metazoa, Chordata, Aves, Psittaciformes, Psittacidae. The record is from RefSeq and is a predicted model, not a curated record.
AUGCAGCCAUUUAAAGCUGCAGUUGAAGACCUUUCAAAAACUAUUGACCUCAACAAAAUCUGUGUUUUGGCAUAUUAUAACAGAGCUGUCUGUUAUCAUCAAAUAAAGGACUUCAGAGAGGACUUUAAAGGAGCAACUUUGCUUGGUCCAGAUGACAGCCAGAUCUUUCAAGCUCUUGGAAUCUGCUAUCAUAGUCUUCAUGAGUUUGAAGAAGCUGUGACAUCAUUUGACCAGGUUCUCAAAUUAGAUCCUGUUUUUGUGGAUGCCUAUGUUGGAAGAGGAAGUUCGUACAUGGAAAAAGGGGAUGAGACUGGUUGUAAACAAGCACAGAAAGAUUUCUUGAGAGCAGUUCACCUGAAUCCAAAGUGCAUAAAAGCUAGAAUUUGCUUAUGAUACAACUUGCAGCUCACUACCACUGCUUCACUGCUAACAAAUAGGGGUGUCAUCAAACAGUUAAUGGGAUAUCUGCCCUGUGCCGUGAAGGACUAUCAACAAGCAAUUUCUGCUGACCCAAACUAUGCAUUAGCCUAUUUCAAUGCAGCAAAUAUCUACUUCAAUAAUCAACAUUUUUCACAAGCUUAUUGCUAUUAUUCCAAGGUAUUAGAACUUGACCCAAGAAAUGAAUCUGCUGCUAUAAAUCGUGCUAUUACAAAUACAUUGUUGAACAAUACUGAAGAAGCAAAAGACGACUUUGAGAAAGCAAUGUCUCUGCCAUUCUCUGCAGCAGUGUAUUUUAACAGGGCAAAUUUCUAUAAUGGAUUGAAGCAAUAUGUACCAGCUGGGAAAGACAUUUCAACAGCCUUGUCUAUUCAGCCUAAUGAUGCUUUGAUGUAUAAAUUUAGAGCUGGUAUUUGUAGUAAAUUGGGUUUCACUAAAGAGGCUAUAGAAGACUACAAACAAGCAAUCAUCAUUCAAGAACAGAUUGAUUCCAUGUGAAAAACACCAGUUUUCAUGCCACUUGGGUUCUAUUUACAUAUUUCUCAGAUCUCUAAUUAAAAAAAAUCCAACAUGCAAGAAACAUAUCUUUAUUUUCAGAUAUUCUAUGCAGAUUUUGUAUUUAUAAAUAAUAUAAUUACCUUGAUUGUGCAAAACUAGCAAGAGUUAUUUAAGAAUAGAAUGUCACAUUUAAUUUUUAUGAGGUAGAUGGUUCUUUAUUUGUUAGUGUCAAGAGAUAAUUGGAUACAUACAAAAAUGAAAGAGAGAAAAUAGGGAAAAGACCUCAAGAGUACUACUUAUAGAAAGAUAAGAGACUACACUCCCACUUCUCUCCCAAAUAUAAAUGCUUGCAGUGGUGCUGAUUAUAUGUCACCUGGACCAUUUGUGAAAAAUUCUAAGAGCUACCAAAUGUUCAUGAUUGCUGACUAGGUCUCACUUUCUUCCUGAUCUUCCAUCCAUACCUUUUCAUGAAAUUUCCUGUUCCCUGUCAUUCACAUGGUAGGGGAAAGCUAUUGUGCAAGGUCCAUUCGCUGCAGUGCAUGAGAACUACUCUGAGAACUGAAAUUUGAGAAAGACAUGAUUCAGUUUGUGAGUAAAAGACUGAGGUUACUUGCUGCCACUUAAAUAUAUUACAAUGUGCCAUCUUGAAGAGAGAGGUAAAAAUGUACAAGUAACAGAUCAUAGUUUUUGUGUUCUAAGUUGUAAGGAUGGGUUUAAGAGCAGGCUCUUGCCUAAACACAGAGAUUGAAAUGUGACCAAAAUUUAAAAAUUGCCAAGCCCUACUCAUGUACUCCCAAGUUUGGCAUAGCAUGGUGGAGAUAGCAAAAGGUUGAAGCAAAAUAGAUGUCUUUGUCUGAGGAAAGAGGAGAGAAGGAGGAAUGUUAAGGUCUUUUUCAGCAUGGAAGGCAGUCCUGUAGUUAUAGACAUCAGAGAGAUUUCUAAAGGCAGAAAGGGCACAUCAAGGCAUAAUCCCAGCAGCACAGGAAUUGUAUGUGUGAUUUUAGUUUAGGUUUAGAUGGAAAUUGUUAU